Dermacentor albipictus is the source of this 885-nucleotide messenger RNA. RefSeq lists its product as uncharacterized. The record is from RefSeq and is a predicted model, not a curated record. NCBI's taxonomy places the organism in Eukaryota, Metazoa, Arthropoda, Arachnida, Ixodida, Ixodidae.
AGAAAAUUGUCCACGCAAACAACGAGCGCCCCGGGCUGCGCUUCGCCCGACAAGAAUUCGAUUUUCGCGAAGAUCCAAUGUGCGGCUUCUUUAUCUCGUGUUGCUCGAAGAAGGGACUGCGACACCUCACCGCCGUCUCUGCCACUGUUGGAGCAGGGAAUCUCUGCUCGUGUAGACGACGCAGAAGCAAGACAGGAGCAGGUCCAGUGACUAUGGCCGCCGGCACGAUCAUCAGGUACAACAUCGACCCCGAUGGCGGAAACAGCAGUAGUUCCAACAGCGCAAGCCCAGACGAGGGGAAUGCCGGUAACGCCGAUGCAGAACACGAAUCGGUGCAAAGCCGGGAGCGGUAUGUGGUGAUGGCGAUGAUGCUGCUGCUCUUGAUCAUCGGCUGCGCGCUGUUCGGCAUGCUCUUCUGGAUGCUUUCAGAGGACCUGACUGUAAUACGUAAGCACACAUCUCUUUUUUUCCUUGUUCAGCCUUCACGAGAACGGCUUAUUAUCGCACUGCGCUUGCUAGUCUUAUGAGUGCAACAUCCGCUCGCCUCUCUUUAGCUGCGAGAACAGCAGCAGGGACUCCGGGAGGAGUGCUUGCCGUGUUCUCGCUGUUGCAGUUGCUGAAUGAAUUCAGCAUACGUCGGUAACAUCUUUUCGAUUUGGGCGUCACUACUUGGCGUGCUCGUUUUUCAGAAAUCCGCGUGUGCACACUCCGUUUAAGGGACGCUUUCUGCUUAUUCGCUGUCUUCUAACCGUGCAUGUCUAUUCUCGUUCUAGGUCCUGCUGCCUGUAUUUGUUUCCGAGGUCGUGGGUGGCGGCUGCUGUUGCAGAACAGUGUCGCAAUAUCAUGACAAAACGGUCCACUUAAAAUAAAUGGCGGAAGAAUGCG